GUGCAGACAGGAUUAGUUGAUUGAAGAGCAGACUCAGUGCUGGAUUGUUCCUGCUGAAGACAGCCACUGUUCCCCACCGUACCUUCACGUGAUCAUCUGUUGCUGUCUCCUCCAAUCAAGUUUCUCCAGUGGUGUCUUCUGCCAUUACCAUCCCCAUCUGAAUCCAGGGGAGCAAUCAAAUUAAUUAAACUGUAAUACUUGCGCAUGUAAAUAGUGGGUUCAAAACACCAUGUCCCCCCUAUUUGCAUCCGCAAAUAUGUAUUAGUCAGAGCUCAUGCUGCAUGUGUGCCCGGGGCCGAAACUUACUUCAAAUUGCUGUUCGUUUUUGGAAGUGUCCGGGGACGAGACUCCUUUCUGCUAAUUGUUUUUUGGGGGUAACUAAUGGGACUCUAACACUCUGGGACCUGUAUGUGUCCAGCCUGCCCUCACUGCACCAGGCAGCUGUGUCCUGGACUUACCUGGAGUCCCUCCUUGCGCUUCUUUUUCUGUCAGUGACUAACAAUGACUUCUAAAAAAGGAGCAAAGAAAAAACGCCCCUCUGCAGCCGAGCCCGAUGAGGACUCUACCGAGCAGGUAGUAUUUGGGCUGAUGAGCGAACUGCUCAGCAGAGGAAUAGAAAACGGGGCGUACCAAUGGUGCUUACGGAAGAAUGCAGAUCCGAAGAGAACGGUCAUUGUGGCAUUUGUCCCAGCAGACAUGCCUGAUGGGGUGAUAUGCGCUGUCAUGGCUAGAGCGUUGAAUCGGGGACUGGUGAGAAUUGUGGACUCUACAAAAUCUGAUACAAUGUAUUACCAGACGCUGCUCAUAGAGGCAGAAGGGCUAAUCGGGGCAAAUUCCUGCCCAACACUCAUUAGCUGCGAGGACUGCCCAUUAAGGUACUGGAUCAUGGUGUCACCUGUCGAAGAUGAUGACAUAGAGUUUACAGAUUCUUUGGGAGAGUUCUAUCCAAAUGAUUCUCCCACUACAAAAAGUUCUCUGACUGCUUCUAAGGACAUUCCUUCCUCUGCCAAGGGAACGCCUGCUGCCAAGGACCCUCGCUCUGCUAUGGGCAUGCCCGCUGCCAAGGACCCUCCCUCUGCUAUGGGCAUGCCUGCUGCCAAGGACCCUCCCUCUGCCAAGGGCACGCCGGCCGCCAAGGACCCUCCCUCUGCCAAGGGCACGUUGGCCGCCAAGGACCCUCCCUCUGCCAAGGGCACGCCGGCCGCCAAGGACCCUCCCUCUGCCAAGGGCACGCCGGCCGCCAAGGACCCUCCCUCUGCCAAGGGCACGCCGGCCGCCAAGGACCCUCCCUCUGCCAAGGGCACGCCGGCCGCCAAGGACCCUCCCUCUGCCAAGGAACCUCCCUCUGCCAAAGGCACGCCUGCCGCCAAGGACCCUCCCUCUGCCAAGGGCACGCCGGCCCCCAAGGACCCUCCCUCUGCCAAGGGCACGCCGGCCGCCAAGGACCCUCCCUCUGCCAAGGGCCCGCCGGUCACCAAGGACCCUCCCUCUGCCAAGGGCACGCCGGUCACCAAGGACCCUCCCUCUGCCAAGGGCACGCCGGUCACCAAGGACCCUCCCUCUGCCAAGGGCACGCCUGCCGCCAAGGAACCUCCCUCUGCCAAGGAACCUCCCUCUGCCAAAGGCACGCCUGUCGCCAAGGACCCUCUCUCUGCCAAAGGCACACCUGCCGCCGAGGACCCUCUCUCUGCCAAGGGCACGCCGGCAGCCAAGGGCACGCCUGCCACCAAGGACACUCCCUCUGUCAAAGGCACGCCUGCUGCCAAGGACCCUCCCUCUGCCAAAGGUACGCCUGCCUCCAAGGACCCUCCCUCUGCCAAGGGCACGCCUGCCGCCAAGGACCCUCGAUCUGCCAAGAGCACGCCUGCAACCAAGAACCAUCCCUCUGCCAAAGGCACUUCUGACGCCAAGGACCCUCCCUCUGCCAAGGGCACCCCUGUUGCCAAGGGCAUGCCUGCUGCCAAGGACCCUCCCUCUGCCAGGGUCAUGCCUGCUGCCAAGGAUCCUGCAAGCAAGGACCCUCCCUCUGCCAAGAACACGCCUGCCACCAAGAACCCACCCUCUGCCAAGGGCACACAUGCCACCAAGAACUUUACUUCCUCAAAGUGCACACCUGCAGCUAAAAACUCUCCCUAUACAAGGAAGAAUGAUCCUCCUCCUAAGGUACCGCCAAUCGAUAAUGGCAAUCUCCUUGAAAGGGGACUUGGGACUGCAAAAGGCGGUCCCCCUGAAAGAACGAUCUUGUCUGCAAAGGACUCUGUUCUACAAAAGAUGAACUCACUGGCAAAGGACUCUCCUCCUGCUAAACAACCUUCUCCUACGAAGGGUAUUCCAACUGCUAAGGAACCUUCUCCUACAAGGGGUCUUCCAUCCGCGACAGAUCCUUCUUCUACAAAAGACCUACUAGUGAAAAUAAAAAAUCCAGAAUUGAAUACUCAUCAGAGGUCAAUGAUUGGAGAGGGUCUACAGACACAGUCUGAAAACAGAGAAAGCUUUGGAAGAAUUUUAAUAAAUCCAAAUCCAACUAGGAGGCCUGAGUUCCCCGUUAUGAACUUUCCUGAGAUGGUGAUAACAGCAGGAUCUGAUGUGUGGGGAGGAUUUUCUAUGGAGAGACAAAUACGGAGAGAAGAUAUUGAAAAGGGUUUGCAGUUUAUUCAAUCUACCAUACCAUUCCAUGGAACUGAAGAUGAUUACAAGUGUUUCCUACAAAAGCUGGUUGAGGACUUGUUUACAGAGGGCAAUGACCUGUAUCGGGAAGGUGAAGUAAAACUGGCUCUGGGGCAGUAUACUGAAGGACUGACUGUGGUUGAGUAUGCUGCAUCUGAUGAACUUGUCCUUUCCCAAGAGCUGCUGUGCAGACUCUUUGUGAACCGAUCCUGUUGCUAUUUUACCAUGGAUAUCUUUGAGAAGUCACUGGAAGACAGUGAGAAAGCUUUGAGUCUAGACCGGGAGAACAUGAGAGCUUUGUACCGUAAAGCCAAAGCUUUGGACCAGCUUGGCAAGCACCAAGAAGCCUACGGUUGUAUCAGCCACAGGAUAUUGGCGCUAGUACAGGAUGAAAGUGUGACAGAACUGGCCCAGAAGCUUGUGCAAAAACUGGGUCUAAAGCAACGCAGAGCCUACAAAAGACCACAGGAGCUUGAGAAUUUUGGCCUGAUUACUAAUGGAGUCCCCGCAUCUGCAGGCUGUAAGACUUCCAAUGUCAUGGGAUCGGUAGAUGACAUUUAUACCGAUGUACCGAAUUCAAAAGCAUUCCCAUCUAGUCUGGGCAUCAACUAUCAAAAUGAUAACCUGGCAACUGCUGCAUGUCCGCCUUCAGUGACUCCUGCAACCAACAAUGUGAAUGAGUUUAAUGACUGUGAUGUUAUUGGGGAUGAGCUGGACUCUUUCCUGGAACUGGAGAUGGCCUCCAAACAGGUUCCCCAGCUAAUACCAGUAUUUCCCACUGGAAACACACUGCUUUCUAGCUUGGGUACAACAGGCCUACCUGCACCCUCCCCUCUACCUCCAGCUUCUUUUGGUUUGCUGGAUUCUCGAAAGCCUCCAGUAGUACCUUUAAAGCCUACGUUUACCCCUUGUUUGGAUGCACUGGACAGCUUUGAGCCUAUGCAGGAGACGCUGGACAGUCUGGACACCUUUGUUAAGGAUACCAAGCGUGUGGAGCCGAUAUUACUGAAGGGAAACCAGAAGCAAAAGCCUACAGCGAACAAUGUAAACCAUUAUUUUGUACAUAAGAUGGAUCCUGUACAGACCAGCCUUGCAGCAUUGCCACGCCUCUUGCCAAACCCCUUGGCACAAACCUAUGACUUCAAACAAGGCUGCCAACUCUGCUAUGCAAGGACAGGUCCCAAGGCUCUGGACUUCGCCUACAGAGAGAAAUUAGAGCACAAAUGCAAAAAAGACAUUUUAUUAGCACGAAUGAAGAACUCUGAAAACAAAGCGUGGCUAAAGAUUCGGCCACGGCCUAUGAAAGUCAAUUUUUCUGGUCCUUACAUGCUGUGCAAAGACAUCCAGAGUCGACAGGACUGCAAAUAUGGCGAUAACUGCACUUUCGCGUAUUAUCAGGAGGAGAUUGACGUGUGGAAUGAGGAGCGAAAGGGAGCCCUGCAUCGAGAUCAGCUUUUCCAGCUGCCAGGAUUGAUAAAGCCAGGAAAUGUUUCCCGAUUAUUGCAUGAGCAAAAGGGUAUCUUCACCUUUUUAUGCCAGGCUUGUUUUGACAGCAAACCACAGAUCAUCAGCAAAAGAAAUCCAGAGAACUUUGAUGUCUGCACAAACCCAAGUCAUCAGCACAGCUUCGCUGACCACAAGUGUCUUGUCCAUGUGCUAAACUCCAGCACAGUCAGAUAUUGCAAAAUUCGGCCAAAUCAUUCUCGCUUCCAGAUGGAUAUAUGCCGUCAUGAGGCCCGUUAUGGCUGUCAUCAGGAAGAUGCUUGCAAUUUUGCACAUAGCCAUGUUGAGUUGUGUGUUUGGAUGCUGCAAAGACAAUCAGAGUAUCUUCACAUGCAGCAGUUAAGGUUUGGGAAACAGUCUCCCAGCCUCUGUUAUCCCGGGGAGCAAGGCUGGCAUCUGACUCCCUCACCACUCGACCUCCCCACAGAACUUUCUGCUGAGGUUUCCCGCGCUUCCUCACUCCUGACAGGAAGCUGGGACACGCAACCUACCAUCAAACCACUGGAUAUGAAAAUGAAAUUUGUCUGCGGGCAGUGCUUGCGCAAUGGUCGAGAGAUUGAGGCUGACCGUGAUGAAAAGUAUUGCACUGCCAAAGCAAGACAUAGCUGGACAAAAGAUAAGCGAGUGUUGUUGGUGAUGUCAAAGACCAAAAAAAAAUGGGUCCCCACCAGACCCCUUCCAUCGAUUCGCUCUUUUCCUCAGCAGUAUGAGAUCUGCGUCCAUGUGCAAAAUGGCAAGAAAUGUCAGUAUAUUGGAAAUUGCACCUUUGCGCACAAUACUGAGGAAAAAGACAUCUGGACAUUUAUGAAGGAGAACAAAGUUCUGGAUCUACAGCUGCUGUUUGAUUUAUGUAAUAAGAACAACGCCCUGGCAGAGAAACCUGGAAAGACAGCAACCGCAUCUGGAGGCCAAAAAGAAGCUGAGAAACAGAUUGUCAUGCCAACAGAUUAUGCAGAUCUUAUGGCUGGUUUCCACUGCUAUCUCUGUGGCAAGAACAGCAACAGCGAGAGGCAAUGGCAGAAACACAUCCAGUCUGAGAAGCAUAAGGAUCGUGUGUUCACCUUGGAAAGUGAAGAUAGUUCUUGGAAAUACCGCUUUCCAGCUGGGGAAUUCAAGCUCUGUGAAAGGUAUGAGGAGACACAGAGUUGCCCGCAUGAAAACAACUGCCCCUUUGCUCAUGGAACAGAAGAACUGGCAGAAUGGCAUGAACGCAGAAAAGUGCUGCAGUACAAAGUUUCCAAAGCCCGUAAAGACAUGUUACUGGAGCCCAGCGACUCUGACUUUGGCAAAUACUCCUUCAUUAUGCAAGAUCUGGCAGAAGGAUCUGAGGAGAAAGCGACUGCAGAAUCACAGUAAAACCGAAAAGUAUUCAUAUCACCUGUAUAAGACAUGGGAAAUGGGAUUAAAUUGUAACGCUGGAUUACUACCAUCACACAAUGUAUCUGUAACUCUAGGCCAUCACUUCACUUCAUCCCAGUUCAUAUUUUGAGAAGUAAGUUUUCCCAAAGAACUUGGUGCAAUCAGAGUCUGCAGGACUGAAACUUUCUAUUUUAUGUAUUAAUAAUUAUGAUAUUUCCAACAAUGUUUGGUGCGGCAUCGCCAGAUAUUCCAGAUUUUGUUUCUCUGAAUGAGAAAUAAUUGUGUUCCUUCUACUCAAUGUAUUAUAUUUAGUUAUCACUUGGUAGCGAAACAGCUCAGUAACUUUAAAGGGGUUUUUGGGGCUUUUAAUAUUGACCUAUCCGUAGGAUGGGUCAUUGACAUCAGAUUGGCUGGGGUCGGACACCCGGCACCCCUGCCGAUCAGCUGUAUGAGAAUACUGCCAUCUCGUGUCUCUUUUUCUGCUUUCUGACUUAGAAGGCUACUUUCACACUUGCGUUCGGAGCGGUUCCGUCUGGUAUCUGCACAGACGGAUCCGCUCCUAUAAUGCAAACGAUGGGAUACGUUCAGAACUGAUCCAUCUGCAUUAUCUUUCAGAAA
Molecule: messenger RNA, 6147 nt
Organism: Bufo gargarizans (Asiatic toad)
Lineage: Eukaryota; Metazoa; Chordata; Amphibia; Anura; Bufonidae
Product: zinc finger CCCH domain-containing protein 7B-like
Exons: 26
Coding region: 502-5526 (1674 amino acids)
Biological process (GO): miRNA processing
Molecular function (GO): protein binding; metal ion binding; miRNA binding
Source: RefSeq, a predicted model, not a curated record